Messenger RNA from Notothenia coriiceps (black rockcod), 968 nucleotides. RefSeq lists its product as uncharacterized. The transcript is spliced from 4 exons. The record is from RefSeq and is a predicted model, not a curated record. The annotation marks the transcript as partial. NCBI's taxonomy places the organism in Eukaryota, Metazoa, Chordata, Actinopteri, Perciformes, Nototheniidae.
GCCUCUGAGCUGCUCUUUAUACGGCGGGCUUCAGUGUGUGUGUGUUUCUGUGUGUGUUUCUGUGUGUGUGUGCUUGUGUGUGUGUGUCUGCAGCUGUUUUUCUGAGGGAUGGGGGAGAGAGGAGCGAAGAGGAGGAGCCCCCCCGUUGGUCCAGAGAGGAAGAGGAGGAAGAGUCGCUGCAUCAUUUCAAUUUCAGCCUGAAAAACGAGUUGGACAAAACCAGUUCAGAGUCGGGGAUGGAGGAGGGGAGCAGUGGGACUUCAGAAGAGAAAACUCCAUGGAGGGAAACUGUGAAGAAGCACCUGAGAGAGGAAGAGGAAGGCAGUGAACAGGAGUCGAGUGACGCAGCAGGAAGUGGAACGCCUCAGUCUGAGACCUUGCCCCCAAGACAUGGCUCCGCCCCUGAUGAGGAAAUGUCCCCGGCCACACAUGCCGUUGUCACGGAAACCGCUCCCAGGGGGCGGGGCUCGUUUGACGCCAUUACCCCAGAUCUGCCGCCAUAUAAGGGCGUGGGGUCAGAGACAGAGGGGGCGGAGUCUGAGGAGAGGAGGACAGUUGUUCCUGCUGACAGGAAGCAGAAGAAGACUUCAGCCAAUCAGAAGAAAGCUACAGGCGAUGAUGUCAUUGAUAAACACCUGUCCAAACUGACCUCCGACCUCCAGAGGGUCUCAGUGAAGGAGAUCCAGGAGAACCAGGAGAAUGCGCCGUAUGUUCCACACGCUCUGGCCUUCAAACGAGCAUACGCUAUUAAGAGGCGCUCCCUGAGGACCCCCGCCCCUCAAAGACGGACCACCUCAUGUCCCCCUCUGGCGUCGGGGGGGAUGUUUCUCCCCCAGGAGCCGUCGAUCCUCAGCCUGAAGGAGGCGCUGUUCCUGAGGGGGGGGGAGGAGGAGAAGGGGGUAAGGAGGCGGGUCCCGGGGGGGCGGAGGCGGAGACGGGAAGAGCUGCAGAGGCUGCAUCGAGCUCAG